Thalassophryne amazonica is the source of this 3321-nucleotide messenger RNA. It is a transcript of the gene slc4a10b, whose product is annotated as solute carrier family 4 member 10b. Gene Ontology annotation, biological process: monoatomic anion transport; transmembrane transport; regulation of intracellular pH. The transcript is spliced from 24 exons. Gene Ontology annotation, cellular component: plasma membrane; basolateral plasma membrane. Bases 93 to 3299 code for a protein of 1068 amino acids. Gene Ontology annotation, molecular function: sodium:bicarbonate symporter activity; solute:inorganic anion antiporter activity; monoatomic anion transmembrane transporter activity. Lineage: Eukaryota; Metazoa; Chordata; Actinopteri; Batrachoidiformes; Batrachoididae. The record is from RefSeq and is a predicted model, not a curated record.
CGACACGCGGUGAGCACACGUACACGUGAGCGCUGUGUGCGCGCGCUCAUUCCCUGACGGAUCGUGCGCAGCGGAGCUCCGGCACUCUGAAGAUGGAUUCCAGGGAACAAGGUGCGCACGUCGAGCCGCUGCUGCAGACGAGAUGCGACGAUGAAGCCGUGGUGGACAGAGGAGGCACACGGUCCGAACUGGGAAGCAACUUUGAGAUGGAGGAUUUUGAAGGCCACAAGACCCUCUACAUUGGAGUUCAUGUACCCUUGGGCAGCGUCAGGCACCGGAGCCAUCAGCGGCACCGUCACCAUGGACACAGAUUCAGGAGGAGGAUGAGGGAGCAAGGGCUCACCUUAGUCAAGGGCAGAGAGUCUCCUGUAUUUGACAUUCCAUCCCAAAGAGUGCAGUUUCUGCUGGGCAGUGAGGAUGACGAUGAGGAGCAUAUCCCUCAUGACCUCUUCACGGAGAUGGAUGAGAUCUGCCUCAGGGAUGGAGAGGAUUCCGAGUGGAGAGAAAGUGCCAGGUGGCUGAAGUUUGAGGAGGAUGUUGAGGACGGUGGAGAACGAUGGAGCAAACCCUACGUAGCCACACUGUCUCUGCACAGCUUGUUUGAGCUGCGCAGCUGCAUCAUUCAUGGCACUGUGAUGUUGGACAUGAGAGCUGAUACCCUCGAAGAGAUUGCAGGUAUGGUGUUGGAUCACCAGGAGUUAUACUCACCGUUGGGAGAUGAGCUCCGAAAAAAAGUGCAGGAGACACUGCUGAAGCAGCACCAUCACCAGAAACAGAAGAAGCUGGCAAACCGCCUGCCAAUUGUACGCAGCAUUGCAGACAUUGGGCGACGAGCGUCUGACGUCCACCUGGACAAGAAUGGUCAGCUGACGGCCUCCCAGCCUCAGUUAACAGUUCCUGAUGGAAAAGGUGACAUCAGCAGAGUGAACAGUGCUGUGGACCUCAGCAAGAUGGACCUUCAUUUCAUGAAGAAAAUCCCUUUAGGGGCCGAGGCCUGUAAUGUGUUAGUGGGAGAACUGGAAUUUCUAAACAAACCAGUUGUGGCCUUUGUACGUCUUUCACCGGCGGUGUUACUCAACGGGCUGGCUGAGGUUCCAAUCCCCACCAGGUUCCUGUUCAUUCUGUUGGGGCCCCUGGGAAGAGGGCCACAGUAUCAUGAGAUUGGAAGGUCCAUCGCCACACUGAUGACAGAUGAGGUUUUCCAUGAUGUUGCCUACAAAGUGAAAGACCGCAACGAUCUAAUUGCUGGAAUUGAUGAAUUCCUUGAUCAAGUGACAGUUCUGCCUCCAGGUGAAUGGGAUCCAUCCAUACGCAUAGAACCACCAAAAAAUCUUCCAUCUCAGGAGAAGAGGAAGAAAAAUCAUAGUUUACCGAAUGGCUUAGCAGUCACUGGAGAGGAAGAAGAAUACAGUGGCCAUGGGGGUGCAGAACUGCAGCGCACUGGGAGGUUGUUUGGCGGUCUCAUUUUAGACAUCAAGAGGAAAGCUCCUCACUACGUGUCUGACUACACAGACACUGUCAGUCUGCAGUGUGUGGCCUCCUUCCUCUUCCUCUACUGUGCUUGCAUGUCUCCUGUCAUCACCUUUGGAGGACUUCUGGGUGAAGCCACAGAAGGACGCAUAAGUACCAUUGAGUCGCUGUUUGGGGCCUCGCUAACAGGAAUAGCUUAUUCCCUGUUUGCCGGCCAGCCCCUCACCAUCCUGGGCAGCACAGGCCCAGUGCUUGUGUUUGAGAAAAUAUUGUUCAAAUUCUGCAAGGAGUACGAGCUGUCCUACCUGUCACUGAGAGCCUGUAUUGGGUUGUGGACAUCUUUUCUCUGUAUUGUUCUCGUGGCCACCGACGCCAGUUCGCUUGUUUGUUACAUCACACGUUUUACAGAAGAAGCAUUCGCCACCCUCAUCUGCAUCAUCUUCAUCUAUGAGGCCUUGGAGAAAAUUUCUCAUAUGAGAGAAUACUACCCAUUUAACAAAAACAACAACCUCGAUAAACUCACCCUGUACACGUGUUCGUGUAUUGAGCCUUCUGACCCUAAUAAUGCUACACUGACAUACUGGCAGAUGAACAACAUCACAGCAUCAGAGGUGUACUGGGAGGCACUGGAGGUCAAGGACUGUAUUCAGAAUCGAGGAGAGUUUGUGGGCAGUGCCUGUGGCCCUCAGGGGCCAUAUGUUCCUGAUGUUUUCUUCUGGUGUGUGCUUCUCUUCUUUUCCACUGUCUUCAUAUCUGCGUUCCUCAAGGAGUUCAAGUUCAGCAGUUACUUUCCCACAAAGGUGAGAACCAUCAUCAGUGACUUUGCAGUUUUCAUCACUAUCCUAACCAUGGUUUUGGUUGACUACACUUUAGGGAUCCCCUCCCCUAAACUAAAAGUUCCAAGUGUAUUUAAGCCUACCAGAGAUGAUCGUGGUUGGUUUAUCAACCCAUUGGGACCCAAUCCCUUGUGGACGGUAGCCAUAACGGUGGUCCCAGCUCUUCUUUGUACGAUCCUCAUCUUCAUGGACCAGCAGAUCACAGCUGUCAUCAUCAACAGGAAGGAACACAAACUUAAGAAAGGUUGUGGCUACCACCUGGAUUUGUUUAUGGUGGGGGUUAUGCUUGGCAUCUGCUCUUUGAUGGGCCUGCCCUGGUUCGUGGCAGCUACCGUCCUCUCCAUCACCCACGUCAACAGCCUGAAGCUUGAGUCAGAGUGUUCAGCUCCUGGAGAGCAGCCAAAGUUCCUUGGUAUCAGAGAGCAGCGAUUUACAGGCCUAAUGAUCUUCACCCUCAUGGGCUGCUCUGUUUUCAUGACAUCUGUGCUGAAGUUUAUUCCUAUGCCUGUGUUAUACGGAGUGUUCCUUUAUAUGGGAGCGUCUUCUCUCAGAGGCAUACAGUUCUUUGACCGUCUGAGACUUUUUGGUAUGCCAGCCAAACACCAACCAGAUUUUAUCUAUCUACGCCACGUACCUCUGAGGAGGAUUCACCUCUUCACUAUCAUCCAGCUCAGCUGUUUGAUCCUGUUGUGGGUCAUCAAGACCUCCAAGGCAGCUGUUGUCUUUCCCAUGUUGGUGUUGGCUCUGGUGUUUAUCAGGAAGCUUAUGGAGCAUAUCUUCACCACCAGAGAGUUGAGCUGGCUGGAUGACCUCAUGCCAGAGAACAAAAAGAAGAAGCUUGAAGAUUCUGCUGAUGAGGAUGAGGAACAGAGCAUGUUAGCAGAAGAUGAGGGAGCAGAGCAAGUGCCCUUAGAAGGGUACAGAGGUGUACCCAUCAUAAACAUCACAGAUGAAAUGUCAAAAGGCACUUUUGGAAAUACUUGGAAUGCCUAAGACACUUUAGAAAGGAGCAGAA